UUACACGUCGUUAGUACUCCGAACGGUGAGGAACUCCGGCGACGUGCCACCUGUUAAAGCUGCCCUGUUAUAGUCUUUGGCCGAGUAAAGAGAAAAAAAAAGAUAAAGAAAAGAAUAUAGAGGCACCCUCUUUUUUUCUCUCUUUUUCUCUCUUUAUCUCUCUUUAUCUCUCUUUAUCUCUCUUUUUGUCUAUCUAUAUAUCUAUCCAUUCAUCUAUUCAUCCGUCUAUCUGUCUAUAUAUCCGUCUUUAUCUUUUACUACUUUCGGUGAUCCGUUCCUCUUAUCUCGUUUCGAACUCUUCAGUUCGAAGUGGAGAACGCGACCUUGAAGGACGACGUAUCGAUCGAAGGAUAAAAAGAAGAGGAGAAGGAGAUAAGUAUUGACUGACAAAAGGGGAUAGAAGGAAUCUUUGAUAGAUUCUACGUGGAAAGUUGACAUUCUUCUUUCCUUCAUUCUAAUCUGAGAGCUGUUACUUCGAAGGAGAGCUUCUUCGCUAAGAAAAGGGGGAAUUGAAAAUUCUUCGAAAAAUCAACGGAGAUCGAUUCAGUGAUUGCAUAAGGAUGAUUUUAAUCACUAUCUUAGUAACAUCAGCAAUGAUCACUAUGACGCGUUCUGCGCCCGCUGUACAUCUUCCAAAGAAAACUGGGAAUUUUCCGGAAGUGCUAUGGCUCGUUAAUCAGCGAAUGCCAGAAUUAGAGAGAGAGAUGUAUGAAUCGAGCAACGAUCCUGGCCCGACGAUACUCAGGACGAAAAGGAUCGGUUCUUUGUCGAUCGUAAAUAAUUUCGAUGUUCUCAGAGAGAGAAUACUUUUGGAAAUAGCUCGUAGAAAGGCUUUGCAAGAUCAACGACAAAUCGAUGCUAACAGACAGAUUCUCGAUAGCAUCGGCAAGAGAUCGGUACCAUCUUACGAGGAUUACACAUCCUCGUCUCGUCCUCGAACUUCGGAAAGAAUCUACGAUUGGCUCAGCGAAAAUGACUCCCUUCUUGGAAAUCGUCAUAGCAAUCAAGAUCGCAGGGUAGCAAACAACGAAUUACUCUGGUUGUAACCAUAUGCGAACCAAUCGAAGAAAAACUAUUGAAAUCCAGAUUUGGCAGGCAACCUCUCGCUUUUCCAAGUUUUACGAGCAGCAAAUUUUGUUCCCAUACCAUUACGAAUUCUUCUUAUAAAGCUUUUAUCUGAUCUAUCAGUCUCGCGCGUUUCUCAGGUUCUAAUAGGCAGCUAUAAUAUAGCGUGACGAAUGAUGAAAAAUAAAAAAAAAUAUAAAAAAAUUAAAAAGAAACAAAAAAAAGGAAGAAAAAAGCGAAUAAUAUAAUGAAUACAGUAAUAUCAGCGACAUUUCAAGGUUACAUUCACAAAGUCAAUUUUCAAAGACGAUCCAAUUGCGAUGUAUAUGAGUCGUCAAAACGAAACAGUAUUAUAUUUUGUGAUCUUUCUUUUAUAUUUAUUAUUUUAUCGUUUCUAUAAUGUCUACGAUAAACACUAUAUUGUUAUUUUGUUUUGUUUUUUUUUCUCCUCUUGACUAGACCAAAAAAAAAAUAUCGUUUCGUUGUUAAAUAACUCAAUUUGUGUCAUAUAAUUUAGAUAUUCGAACCAUUGAAGAAUUAAGACUUUUCAUUUUCGUCAUCACAAUUAUUCAUCCCCUAUAAUACGAUUAAUCAUUAUUUAUUUGUCUAACUAUAAUAUUCUCUAUUUAUAAUAGUUUCAUAAAAUAUUUAUGUUUGUAUUAGAUAUUCUCUGUAGUAAUCUCCAAAAAUAGAUUUUACUAUUUUAAAAGUUUAUGUCCGUUCUAGUUUUAUUACGAAAGUAACUUGGUGAAAGAUGUAAUUAUGCGUUUGCUAUAAUAUAACCUUAAAAAAGAUAUAUAUAUAUAUACACACAUCUAUAUUUAAAAAGAAAAAUGUUAUUAAAUAGCAGCUCGAAGAGAGAGAAAAGAAAACAAGAAAAAAAAGAAGAAAGAAAAAAAGAUCAAUAGAAACAUUUGUUCUAUAUUAGAUUAUAGUAAGAAAUAUUUAACAUUAGCAAAAUGACGAUAGAACAGCCUCAUCGUGUAAGUUAGUUCUAAUUAAUUAGAGUUAGCAAUAGUAAUGUACCUUACGCCUCGGUGAUACAUCGAAUGCUAGCCGUUUAUUAUUAUCAUUAUUCAGUCCUUCAUAGCAGCGAAUAACUUUCAGGAAAACUCGAAAACCGAUAUAAACAAAAAAAAAAGAAAAAACACGGAUAAUAAAUAAAUGUAUGCACGUUAAAUAGUUGACACUUGCUAUUUAAUAUUUACCAUUCGUGUUUUUUUUUUUUUUUUUUUUUUUUUUAUUGUUGGUUUCUUCUUUUCUUUUCUUUUGCGAAAUUGUUUACUCGGAAAUAUUUUAAUUAUGAAAAAACAUGUCUCUUUCUCUCUUUCUCUCUCUCUCUCUCUCUCUCUCUCUCUCUCUCUCUCUCUCUCUCUCUUUCGAAUAAAGAAAUUCUUUCAUUAAGUAGAGUAAAAACUAAAGUAAAAGUUUGAAAUUCGCGCGUUAUUAACAUUUCCGGCAAUGCCUGUACACAUCGAUGUUUAAAAAUUAAGACUUACCUGUGCAAUGUUACAUCUCUUCUCGUCAACGACGAUUUUAAUCUACAUAUUGUGUAUCAUGUUUGUAUAUUACAUUGUACAUUACACGCAAAGAAAGAUACGAAUGUAUAUGUAUAUAUAUGUAUAUCUAUAUCUAUAUAUAUACAUAUACAUAUACAUAUACAUAUACAUAUACAUAUACAUAUACAUACGUAUAACAUACAUAGAUUGCAAUCUUUUCGACGAAUCUUUCGAUUAAUUUAAAGAUAAAUUGAAAAUAUCUUCGAAACUUCUUCCAAUGAUAUAACUCAAAUUUAUUUAUUAUAUUUUUAAUGAUAGUUUAAGAAAAAAAAUAUCGUCAUAUUUUAUUUAAACAGAUAUGUAUGUCUAUCGAUACGUUCCUAAAAUAUAUCAUUUCGUCGGUAGACCGAAAAUAAAAUUUAAUAUAAGUUCUACGAUGUGUGAUUUUAAACGUGAUAAUAAAUUUUAUUUAAUGUACAA
Molecule: messenger RNA, 3044 nt
Organism: Vespa crabro (European hornet)
Lineage: Eukaryota; Metazoa; Arthropoda; Insecta; Hymenoptera; Vespidae
Gene: Dh44
Product: diuretic hormone 44
Exons: 4
Coding region: 561-1046 (161 amino acids)
Cellular component (GO): extracellular region
Molecular function (GO): hormone activity
Source: RefSeq, a predicted model, not a curated record